AACCCCACGGCCAUUGCUGAUUGCUCCCUCCCUCCCUCCCUCCCUCGCUCUCGCUCCGCCUCCCCUCCCGGAUCCGCGGCGACCGCCCCGGGCCCCGGUCGGCGAGGCAGGGGGACGCCUCGUGCAGAUCCGUGGCGGCUCCGCCCGGGAUUCCUCCGGUUUGCGCGGGUUCCAGCCGUUCCAGCGGCUGAGGCGGGGUGUAAUUCUGGGAGGAGGACGGGCCAGGAGGCGCGCGGGUGGCGGAUGAGCGCUGGGAGGCCCCGCCGCGGCGCCUCGUAGGAGCUUCGCGCCACCGGCGCUAUGAUCGAGCAGUUCGUUAAUUUCGUCAUCCGGCCGCCCAGGUCAGAAUAUAAUCCAGAUCAGUAUUUAUGGGAGACAGAGUUCAUCCUCGCAGGACGGAAGUACAAACGACUAGACUUGGAGCUUGCAAAUCCGAGAGGCCAUACCUUAAAAUGCAGCCACUAUAUUCCUGCGUUCAUCCCAGAAAACACUGCCCUUCCAUGUGUGGUCUACUGUCACGGAAAUAGUGGAUGCCGAGCAGAUGCCAAUGAAGCCGCUGUAAUACUUCUCCCUUCAAAUAUCACUGUUUUCACACUUGACUUUUCUGGGUCAGGUCUAUCGGGUGGAGAUUAUGUCAGCCUGGGUUGGCAUGAGAAAGAGGACCUCAAAUGUGCAGUAUCAUGUCUGCGGACCAAUAAGCAAGUUUCCUGUAUAGGCCUUUGGGGGCGAUCAAUGGGUGCCGUUACAAGCUUACUCUAUGGAGCAGAAGAUCCCUCUAUUGCUGGCAUGGUAUUGGAUAGUGCUUUCACUAAAUUGUAUGACUUGAUGAUGGAACUUGUUGAUGUUUACAAAAUCCGAGUUCCUAAAUUCACGGUUAAGAUGGCUGUGCAGUACAUGCGGCGAAUCAUUCAGAAAAGAGCUAAGUUUGACAUAAUGGAUCUUAAUGUUUUAAAGUUUGCUCCCAAGAUAUUUAUUCCUGCAUUAUUUGGACAUGCUUUGAAUGACAUGUUUAUUCAGCCUCACCAUUGUGAUCGUAUUCACCAGGCAUAUGGGGGGGAUAAAAAUAUAAUAAAAUUUGAGGGUGAUCAUAAUUCCCCAAGACCUCAAUCAUAUUAUGAUUCAGUUUCAAUGUUCUUCUAUAAAACUUUGCACCCUCCUCAGUUGCCUGCAGCACGCUUGAAUAAGCUACAUAUGAGUGCUUUUAAAGUUGGUAACAUAACCAACGAGAGUUUGUUCUUUGAAAUCAUCAAUGGUUUACGGUCAGCUGACACUGCUGUCUGCAGUUCAUCAACAGAUGCACCUAACAUUCCAAAUGCUAGAACAUCUGUAGUUGAAUUGCUAUCGGAAAGCGUGAAUCAGCUGUCCAUUAAGAAUGAGGCUGACUUGGAUUUUCUUUUAGAUGAAAAUCAUAGCCUAUCUGAGAUGGAUGGGGAUAGUGUUGGAUCACGAUUGCAGGAUAAAACAAGUAGGCACAAUAAUGAGUCCUGUUCAUACACAAGCUCUAACAGAGAAAGUUGGGGCAGAUGUUCAUCUUUAGGAGCGGCCAGUGAUGGAUCAUUCUCAGGCGAUAAUAAUGAUAAGCAGGAGAAUAUGACCGUGAAGGCUUUGGCUACACCACUAAGACAAAAACAGAGGAAACCGGACCAGAAAACAAAGGAGAAGAAGAUCCAAGCACUGUGGAAGAAGCUUAAGCGCGAGAAGGUGGAGAUGGGGGAUAGUCUAUCUCAGCGUUUCAGGAUGUGCCUCGGGCAGUCUCCUCGGCACAAGAGGACUAAAUCGUCUGGAGUGAUCAUGACUUCAUAACCCUGACAAGUCUGCUUGGACCAAUGAUCCACCAACACGGAUUCGCCCCAAUUCUGACCUAAUGUCACUACCUCGUUGUAACCUGUAACCUUAGGUGAAUGCAUGUAACUUGACGUCACGUCGUGUCGCGUACCAGAUUCUGAAGAGCCGAGCACGCCCUUGUAUCAUCUCCUGUAAAAAAUUUGCCUGAAACAAUUGUAACUGCCAUCUCUGACUUGCUGUUACCUGUAACUUCCUUCCCCACUUGCACCUUGUAGAUUGCAAUGCUGCAAUGCAACAACAGCUUGUUGGUGAAAUGCAACGGAUUUGGUGUUAAAUUUUGUA
Molecule: messenger RNA, 2127 nt
Organism: Phragmites australis (common reed)
Lineage: Eukaryota; Viridiplantae; Streptophyta; Magnoliopsida; Poales; Poaceae
Exons: 14
Coding region: 301-1803 (500 amino acids)
Source: RefSeq, a predicted model, not a curated record